Molecule: messenger RNA, 863 nt
Organism: Aphis gossypii (cotton aphid)
Lineage: Eukaryota; Metazoa; Arthropoda; Insecta; Hemiptera; Aphididae
Exons: 2
Coding region: 57-827 (256 amino acids)
Source: RefSeq, a predicted model, not a curated record
CUUAGCAACAGAUUUUUAAUUUUUAAUUCAUCACAACUUGAAAAUCUUGUAUAAUUAUGAACAAAUGUGAUUGUAAAACCCAAAUUUGUAAUCAUAAUAAUGUUUAUAUACAACCACCGAGAGGUAAAUCGUUUGCGAAACAUGGAAUUUAUAUUCGUUCAGAUAUUCCUAUGCAGUACAAAACCGAACAAAAGAUAUCUUUUAAAAACCAACCAAUUAAUGAAUUAAUAAAGAUUAAUUCAUCUUCAAAAAGUAACUGCAUUGAAGAUAAUUUAAAAUUUGGUUUUCAAUGUCCAUCAGAAACAAUUCAGCAAUCCAGUUAUAAAAAAUGGAUAAUUUCAGAUAAGUUAGUAAUUAAAAAACCAAGAGACUGUUAUAAUUUAAUUGGAUGUGGUUCAAUGAAUUUAAAUACUACUAAGCAAAUUGACUUUCAAAGAAAGAAUAUUACCCCACAAAGUAAACACUAUGAAAAACCUUGUAAUAUUUUUAAGUUAAAUACCCCAACUGAAGUUCAAUCAACAACUUAUCAAACAUCUUAUAAAGAUUCUAAAAUAGAAAAAAACAAUGUUGACAUGUUCAAACCUAAAAGUACUUACAUGGCUCCAUCAAAAAAAAUGGAAACAAUGACAACAAAUAAUUUAUAUUAUAAAUAUUGGGCCAAUAAUUCAAAUAAUUCAACUAUAAAAAUUAGGAACAGUUGUGAAACAAAAAAACCAAUGGAUUAUCAAACUACAUACAAUCAUUACUAUACUGAACCAGGAACAUAUACUAAAGAAAUUACAUUUUCAUCAAAUGAUGAUUUAUGUAUAAAAGAGUGUUGUGAUUAAAAAUAAAUCAAUAAAUAUUCUAACGCAUUAAAAUAA